This is a messenger RNA of Maylandia zebra (zebra mbuna), 4686 nucleotides long. It is a transcript of the gene timm44, whose product is annotated as translocase of inner mitochondrial membrane 44 homolog (yeast). The record is from RefSeq and is a predicted model, not a curated record. Gene Ontology annotation, molecular function: protein-folding chaperone binding. NCBI's taxonomy places the organism in Eukaryota, Metazoa, Chordata, Actinopteri, Cichliformes, Cichlidae. Gene Ontology annotation, cellular component: mitochondrial inner membrane. Gene Ontology annotation, biological process: protein import into mitochondrial matrix.
AGCUGUAGUCCAGCCCCCUCGUGGACGAGGAAGGUCACCACCGGAAGAAGGUCACAAGCACGACGUUCAAGAUGGCGACCCCCUUAUGUCGGUGUUAUCAGAUAUGUGUAAGAAGGGGUUUGGUGGCUUUCCCUUCCUCCUACCUGCUGCUUUCCAACAGACCCAAUGUCUACACGAUACGUGGGCUCCUCACACACUCUCCACAGGUGCCUCAGUCAGCCCUUCUUCAAGUAAGGUAUUUGUCAGGAGAGCGGGGUGGUGGACGAAGAGGUUUCCUGGGAGAGUUUUUGGAUAACCUCAAACAGGAGCUAAACAAGAGCAAGGAAAUGAAAGAAAACAUCAAAAAGUUUCGAGAAGAGGCCAAAAAACUCGAGGAGUCAGAGGCAUUGAAGCAAGCUCGGAGGAAAUAUAAAAAUAUAGAGUCUGAAACAGUGAAGACGUCCGAGGUUCUCAGGAAGAAGUUGGGAAACAUUUCAGAGACGGUCAAAGAGGGACUGGAAGAGGUCAGCCGGACAGAAUUUGGGAAGAAAAUCAAAGAAGGAAUGGAAGAAGCUGCCAAAACAGCAAAGACAUCUGCUGAGACUGUCUCCAAGAGUGGAGAGAUGCUGGGGAAGACGGGCGCAUUUAAAGCAAUAUCGCAGGGAAUGGAGAGUGUGAAGAAAGAGAUCGGUGACUUGGGUCACACUGGCCCUUAUCGGCCUCCCACCAGACUCAGAAAGAGGACGGAAUUCUCCUCCAAGGGGGCAGCGGAUGAAAGCAGGGUCUUUGAGGCCAACGAGGAAGCUAUGGGCGUGGUGCUCCACAAAGACUCAAAAUGGUACCAGCAGUGGAAGGACUUCAAAGACAACAACGUGGUCUUUAACAGGUUCUUUGAGAUGAAGAUGAAAUAUGAUGAGAGUGACAACGCGUUUAUCAGAGCGUCCCGUGCCGUCACUGACAAGAUGACUGACAUCAUAGGUGGACUGUUUUCAAAGACUGAGAUGUCUGAAGUGCUGACAGAGAUUUUGAAGGUGGACCCGUCCUUUGACAAAGACUCCUUUCUCAAGCAGUGUGAGCGAGACAUCAUCCCCAACAUACUGGAGGCCAUGAUUCGAGGGGAGCUGGAGGUUCUGAAGGACUGGUGCUAUGAAGCGACGUACAGCCAGCUGGCUCAUCCAAUCCAGCAAGCCAAGGCCAUGGGGCUUCAGUUCCACUCCAAGAUUCUGGACAUCGACAGUAUUGAUCUGGCCAUGGGUAAGAUGAUGGACCAGGGUCCAGUGCUGAUUAUCACUUUCCAGGCUCAGUUAGUCAUGGUGAUCCGAAACACCAAAGGAGAAGUGGUGGAAGGAGAUCCUGAAAAAGUCCUCCGGAUGAUGUACGUGUGGGCUCUCUGCCGAGACCAGGAAGAGCUCAACCCGUACGCUGCCUGGAGACUAUUGGAUAUCUCCGCCUCGAGCACGGAGCAGAUCCUCUAAGACUCUUUGAUGUGCACUAAACACUCACAGUCAGGGAGGAGGGGACACACACAGGUGGACGUGUGGGGGCCGGACUUUGCUACGAAAACACUGUGGAGUAGUGUUGCUGAAAGCUCGAGCUGCUUCUCCAUCUAUUGGCUUUGCUCCGUCAGUUAUUCCUGACCGUUCCUCAGGCUCACACUUGGGGGCAGUAGACCACCAACAACAUUCAUCCAAAGUCCUUCUUGCAGCCUGUAGGCUGAGCUUUGCUGUUUGAUGCAGCUCUGCCAUUGUUGGCUUUAAAUGAUGCCAUUUUAUCAAUAUGGGAAACAAUCAUGUGGGAAUCAGCCGAUAGAUUUGUAACUAAAACUUAUGUCGUCAAACAGACUCCUUCAUAUCCUGUCACCGUGAUGUCACCAUGACGUCACCGUGAUGUCACCGUGAUGUCACCAUGACGUCACCGUGAUGUCACCGUAUACCUUUAUUCCACCGUCUUUCUCCAUCAAAAAGAGACGCACACCAUCAACUUACUGGGCCCAGAGUUGGAACCAUUGAUCCCAGUGGCUGUGGGAGGUGCUACUGCAAAAAACAAAACCACUGCCGUGAUUUUAUUUCCAAAAAUUAACUUUGUUGCACAACACUAUGGAAUAUCUGGUUUUCAAGCAUGUGGGAUGGUCGUUUCAGGACUAAGGCAAACGCUGGUCCUGAAGUCGCAGCACGCCAGCACCUGAUUGGUGGAAGAGGUGACAGUGGCUGCUUUCGCCAGUGCCAAUCAGUGCGCUCCCAUCUUUACUGAGGAUUGUCGUCCUUGUAUGUAUGAUAAAGCUUCAGUGUGAUUGUUGACCUGUAAGAGUCUAUAUUUAUUAUAAGAAAUAAAAUGAACAGUCACCUUUGGAAACAACUUUCAAUCCACCUUUUUGGUUUUUUAACGGUUCGUUUUGGGACGAGAUCAUGUGAUUCCUUCGAGGGCAGUUGCUAAUUAUUUUUUUAAUUAAAUCCUCGUGUGGGAUUUCACUUUUUAUGUCAUCUUUCCUUUGGGAGCAUCUCCGGGGCUGAGCGGAGGCUGAGCACUCAUUGGUUUGUCAGUGUGAUGAUGUCACGAUGUAGGGUGACCUGGAUUGUUUCAUCGGCGAUUCGUGCCGUUCGUGUUUCUCCUCGGUGACUUCUGGUGCGACUGCUCGGCCUUCAGUGCUGUGAUGUGCCAGCCUCACUGUGCCUUGUUGUGCGGUCAGCAUCCCAGGAGCUCGUCUCAGAAACGUGGAGGUUAGAAAGGCCACGUGGGACCUGAAGCAUCUCCAGUCUGGGGACAGAAAGAGUUCAUCUCUACGGUUUUAUUUCUGUUGUGUCUGCUCAAUAACUUUUGUAACACCUUCAGACAGUUUCAUGGAAGAACAACAAAAUCUUUAUCAGUGUGCUUUUCUGAUGUACACUGACUGGACAUAUUUUUAGGUACACUUUGCUGGGACUGUAGUGGACCCUCUUUAUGUCACAGCACAGACUGGAGGUGUUGGAAACGUUCCUCAGAGGUUUUGCUCCAUACAUGACAGCGUUACACAGUCAGUCAGUGUGUCAGCUGCACACGCCAAAGGUGCUCUGUUGGACUGAGGUCUGCAGUGAGCUCCAUCUGAAGAUGGUAACUGUUUUCAUAAAAUGAUGGACAUGGUCAGCAACAAUACUCAGGUCGGCCAUGACAUUUAAACGAUGCUCAGUUGGUGCUAAGGGGCCCACAGUGUCAGAUCCACAGGAUUACACCUGAACUGCUGAUACAAGCAGGAUGGAUCCAUACUUUCAUGUUUCAUCACCAAAUGUGAUCCGACCUGGAAUGGGAGUUGGAUUCUGAUUCUAUUACUGGCAUCAAUUAUUGAUUCGAUCCUUUAUUGAUUCUGUUAUUGAGUCUGUUGGGUUCUCACUGGCUCGCUGUGACCGUCACCGCCAUUGCUAAGCAGCGUAUGUUACUUAAUUACUCCCAGGAGAAAGUAUUUCAUUACAUUACUUUGCUGCUUCAGCUGAAUCACAGCUGAGGCUACGGUCCCGCACACCAACGCAAGUUCCUGUCGCAAUGAAGGCGCAAGCGAGCUUUCUCUCAGUAUUCAGGUAUGAACUCACAGCUGACAGGAGCAAAGAGGAAACCAGCACAAAGACACUUGUGAUCGCCACAGUGAUCCUACUUCAGAAAACAGGUAGAAACCGAGGCUGCAGCUGGACUCAUCAGUUUGAAGUUCAGGGUCAGUUUGGGCUGGGGCUAGCUCAGUGUGUUCAGCGUAUUCAAUCAUGUUUCUAUUUAUGUAUUUAUUAGUAGUAGUACUAGUAAUGAUUUAGUUAGUUUCUUGCUCUCUGUAAACUGUAGAGAUGUUUAUGUGGGGAAAUCCCAGUAGAUCAUCAGUUUCAUUCAGAUCAGCCGGUCUGGAGCCAACAAGCCGCCAUGUUCAGAGUCGCUGAACAUUGUGACACUCGGUGUGACCUUCACGGUCACCGUGACCAUGUCUGCCUGCAUAAAUGCACUGAAUUAGCUGAUUACAUAUUUGCAUUAAUGUGCAGUUGAACCCAGUAAAGUUGAGUAAAUGUUUUCAGUCCAGAUGAAAUGCUGAUGGCAGCAGAUGUUCGUUGUGUGCAGCAGUAACGAGGCAGCUCGGGACAGAUGCUGAGCAGAAUGCAGUGUUGCAUUCAUUUGGUCCUGCGUCGCUCACGGAAGCUGACAGCGGCUGGUGGUUGCUCAUACACAGGCUUGCAUGUCUGCACAUGCAGACCAGCACCUCCACUGUUCAAGCGCUGUCCUGGAUGAUGAAUCCUGACUAUUGCUAAGCUGUGCUGAGGCUGCAGCUCCCUGUUGCUGUGCUCAUCGCUCACAGUGCACCUCCGUGGUCUCGCACACACCACUCCCCACUCAGGGUCCAGAGGAGCAUCCUCGGAGAAUCCACAACUGGUCAGACGGAUCCUGCUGACCGAGAGAAGACCCGACUCAUUUGUGUUUGUUCCAUAUGCUAUCACGUUGAUGAUGAGCUCACACACAGUGUGCAGCAUCAAAUAGUCAUCAGUUGUGUUUACAGCACUAUACUUUGAUGCUACUACUUCAGGUGGAAGUGAGUGACACACAUGAACACCUGAGUGAAUAAACUAUAUUAUAUAACAGCUCCACUGUGCAUAUAAUAAGAACAAGAAUUCUUAUUCCCAGCCUUAAACGAGCCAACAGUAUUUGAAUGGGUGGAAAGAGCGUCGUAGGGUAAUUUCCAAUAAAGCAAGUUCACAAAGGGAG